AUAUGUAUUCAUUUACAAUCUGACGUAAUAAAUAUUUGUAGUAAAUCCAGGUUACAAAAUUUCUUACGCGGUUAAUGUCUAUUUAUAAAUGUCUACCAGCACGUUAUAUUUUGGCCGUUUUGGGUUCAAUAGGUAUGGCCAUUAUUUAUGGCUUGAAAGUAAAUCUUAGUGUUGCUAUGGUUGCUAUGUUAAAUCACACUGCUGUUGGCCAUGGUUCUCAUGGUGGAGAUCAUGGUGGAAAUGUUAGUGCAGCUUCGCCAGAAUAUGAAGUUUGUCAACCACCUGGUGGUGCUACAAAUGAAACCACAAAGGUUGAGGAUGGUCCCUUUAUCUGGAGUGAACCAUUGCAGGGUACCUUGCUCAGUUGCUAUUUCUGGGGUUACUUGGUAUCACAAAUUCCCAUGGCUCGUGUAGCUGAAAACUUCUCCGCCAAAUGGGUUAUGUUAUUCUCAGUGGCCAUUAAUGUUAUUUGUACACUCUUGACUCCCGUUAUGACUGAAUUGCAUUAUGUUGGUUUGAUUAUUAUGCGUGUGUUGGAGGGUAUUGGUGGUGGUGCCACUUUCCCUGCUAUGCAUUGUAUGAUUGCUGCCUGGUCUCCACCCAAUGAAAGAUCUGUCAUGUCCACCAUUAUUUAUGUGGGUACAUCUUUCGGUACUGCUAUUUCUAUACUGUUAGCUGGUGUCUUGUCUGGCAAUUUUGGUUGGGAAUCUGUCUUCUAUGUCAUGGGUGGUCUCAGUUGUUUAUGGAUGUUGUUGUGGACUGUGUUGGUGGCAGAUAAUCCCAAUAAACAAAGAUUUAUCAGUAUGGAGGAAAGAGAUAUGAUUAACUCUUCAUUGGGUCAGACGUCCGUUAAGGAAGAACAUCCCCCCGUACCAUGGAAGAAGGUAUUGACUUCGGUUCCUUUCUGGGCUAUUUUGAUUGCUCAUUGCUGCAGCAACUGGGGCUGGUACAUGUUCUUGAUUGAGAUUCCCUUCUAUAUGAAACAAGUGUUGGCCUUUAAUGUCUCUAGCAAUGCUGUUGCCAGUGCUAUGCCCUAUUUCCCCAUGUUGAUUUUCAGUAUUAUUUUGGGUAAAACUCUCGAUACACUCAAAGCUAAACAAAAAAUUACUACCACUAUUGCUCGUAAAACUGCCACUUCUAUUUGCACCAUCAUUCCCAUUAUUUGUCUAUUGAGUUUGUGCUACAUUGGCUGCAAACACACUGCUGCUGUUAUUAUCAUGACCAUUGGCAUUAUUGCCAUGGGUGGCAUGUUCUCUGGUUUCUUGUCCAAUCACAUUGAUAUUGCUCCUAAUUAUGCCGGUACUUUGGUGGCUAUCACCAAUACCGCAGCUACCUUACCCGGUAUUAUUGUGCCCUUGUUUGUUGGUUUCAUUACCAAAGGAAAUCAAAACAUUGGGGCCUGGCGUAUUAUUUUCUUUGUAACCAUUGUCUUAUUCAUUAUUGAAUUCUUGGUAUUUGUCAUUUUUGGCUCGGGCGAAGAACAACCUUGGAAUAAAAUGGCCCAAAAAUCUGAUCCCGAACAAGCGCAACAAGAUGAAAAUACUCCCUUAAAAGGCAUGAAUAAAACUACUAAUGCUUCUUAAGUCUAGCGAGCAAGUAAAGCAACAAAAUGUACAACUAUUUUAUCCUUUGAAGGAUUUAAACAAAAAAAAUUAAGAUUAUAAGUUUAAAUUAAAUGUAUAAAUUGUAUAAGUUUUAAGUUCGUUAAAUUACUUUUAUACUUCUUUUUCUUGUUUUUAACAAUUAAAAGUAUGUUAAAUUCUCUUUUUUUCAUUGUGUACUUUUAUAAAUGUUACAAAAAAGAAACUACCUCUGAAUUUAUAUAGAAAAAUAUAUACCUAAUACUACCUAUUAUUAUUAUACACCUAUAAUAACACAUACAAACUAUCUCCGCCGCCUUUGUACUUACAAAAAAAAAAUCAUUUGCAUUAUCACUAUCAAUUUUAUUAUUGAAUGAUAAAAAAUAAUUAAGCGUAGUCUUACCUAAAAAAUACUUAAUUACAUUUAAUGAUAAUUACAACAAAACAUACUAUUAUUUUUUAUGUACAACAACAAAUAUAUAUAUAUAAUUCAAAUGUCUCUAUUGUAUGUUAUAAAUAUUGAGAGAAUUUAAAAGAAAAAUAUAUAGGAAUGACAAAUUAAAAAAA
Lucilia sericata (common green bottle fly) is the source of this 2147-nucleotide messenger RNA. RefSeq names its product sialin (gene MFS3). The transcript is spliced from 5 exons. The record is from RefSeq and is a predicted model, not a curated record. Gene Ontology annotation, biological process: transmembrane transport; monoatomic anion transport. The coding region runs from base 75 to 1583 and encodes 502 amino acids. Lineage: Eukaryota; Metazoa; Arthropoda; Insecta; Diptera; Calliphoridae. Gene Ontology annotation, molecular function: transmembrane transporter activity.